AUGAUGACGCGCGCGCGCGGCGAACGGCGCGGCGCGAAGAUGAUGGCGCUCAUCGUCGCGUCGUUGGCGACGCUCGUUCGAGGAGAUGAGUACAGCGUGAACAUUGAACGCGCCAUCGUCAACUCGAAGGGCUUGCAAGCCGUCGGCGCGCUCGACGCGCUUUCGGCGCGACUUUUGGAAGCGUUGUGCGAGAGCGACGAGACUUCGUGCGAAGCAUACGAAACGACGAGGAAAAGCUUAUGGUUGACUUUCGGGAACGACUACAUCUGUCAGGUGGGGAGCGACGCAGACGCGACGUGGAACGCCAUCGACACGACGUCGACGCAGGGCGGUAUCGCCGUUUUGUUGUCAAAGUGCUCGCGCGCCUGGUUGGGCGAUCUCGAGCAAGCGGUGUUAAAUCUAGCGCCGCGGUUUUUAGCGCAAGCGUCGUUGCAACGCGCGGACGUCGCCGCCGUGAUCGCUGCGAACGACGCGGCGGCGGGACGCGCGGCGACGCAGGCGGGCGACAACUUAGACGACCUGCAUCCGAGCUACAUAGCAAACUUGGCUCCGAUCGCGACAGAGUUAACGUCGUUCAGUGAAUCGCGACCUGUAGUCGUGACCGCGACGGCGACGGCGGACGAGAGUACGUACUACUCGGGUUUCAGCACCGACGUCAAGUCUGCGAUAGCCGCAUCGCGAGCACGCGGCGCGAAGAGCGUCGCCGGUUCCACGGAGGCGUUUCCGGAUGCCUACGUGAAACGCGUUGAAACGGCGCAGGUUUCGCUGGACUUAUAUCGUGGAAGGUAUCUCGAGCAUCCAUACGCGAAGGCGCACUACGACAAAGCGAUCAAGUGCGCCGGGCAGUCGACGAACGACGCGCUGUGCUACAACCGCGUUGUACCCGAGAUCGGUUACACGCACAGCGCGGACGGAACGAGACUGCUCUCGUCGUACGGUGAACCACUCGCGACAAACUUUGUUGAUUAUAACCAGCCCGCAACGUACGUCGCGGGCGUGCGGCUAUCCUCGCAAACGCGUUGA
Messenger RNA from Ostreococcus lucimarinus CCE9901, 1023 nucleotides. RefSeq lists its product with no specific name. Bases 1 to 1023 code for a protein of 340 amino acids. Lineage: Eukaryota; Viridiplantae; Chlorophyta; Mamiellophyceae; Mamiellales; Bathycoccaceae. The record is from RefSeq and is a predicted model, not a curated record. The transcript has a single exon.